This is a messenger RNA of Fragaria vesca subsp. vesca, 1128 nucleotides long. Its product is annotated as UPF0481 protein At3g47200-like. Lineage: Eukaryota; Viridiplantae; Streptophyta; Magnoliopsida; Rosales; Rosaceae. The transcript has a single exon. The record is from RefSeq and is a predicted model, not a curated record. Bases 1 to 1128 code for a protein of 375 amino acids.
AUGCCUGCAAGCAAUUAUGCAGCUGCUCCAAAUGACGUAGAAAACCAAAUCAAACCUCUAGAAACUUCUCUCCACGAAGAGCUGGUUUGCCUGUCUCCCUUGUCCUCUUCCUGCUGCAUAAACAGAGUUCCUUAUCACAUACGAGUUAAAAAUGAACAGGCAUACACACCUAAAGUGGUGUCCAUAGGCCCGCUUCACCAUGGGAAUGAUGCCUUCAAAGCCAUGGAAGAGCACAAAAAGAGGUACCUCUCAGAUUAUCUAGAUCGCACAAAGGUUCGUGUCGAAGAUUACAUAAAGAAAAUAAGGCAGCAAGAAGCAAGACUGCGUGAUUGCUAUGCAGAAACCAUCGAGUUGAGCAGAGAUGAAUUUGUAAGAAUGGUUGCAGUUGAUGCUGCAUUCCUAAUUGAGCUGUUAAUCAGGUUCGAGAAGAAAGAUUUUCAACGAGACGGAGACCGUUUAUUCGGCAAUCCAAACCUGUUCUAUGACGUACGACCUGACUUGUUCUUGCUUGAGAAUCAAUUGCCCUUCUUUAUUCUUGAGAAUGUCUUUGAUCUAUACACUAGAGGAAUUGAAGGAGUAGUCCAUUCGAGGAGAGCAACUAAUGAGCUCUUAGUUGAGAUUUGUACCAACUUCAUAUUUGCUCUGGUGGGUGGUGAGCCUAGUAAGAAAGAGCAUUGUUUGGCUUUGAUACGUGGUACUGACAUGACCCGCCUGCAGCAUUUUGUUGAUCUUAUAUACAUUGUGUGUCGUCAACCAUUCGGAGCAAGAAGUAGAGGGAAGCCGGAGAGUCUAACCAUACCAACCAUCACGGAGCUACACCAUGCCGGAGUUGAGUUUAAGACAACGCCAAACAAAACAAAGCUAUUUGAUCUUGGCAUAGAAUUCAGCUUCAGCGAUGGAGUUCUGACCAUACCAAACUUCGUACUCAACCUUACAAUGGGGGACAUAACUCUGAACAUGAUUGCCUAUGAACAAUGCUAUGUUCCUACGUUAUAUCCAAGUGACUGUGUUAAGCUCAUCAAAGAUCUUGUGAGAACCCCAGGUGAUGUGGAGUUGCUUGUUGAUAAAGGAGUUGUUACAAAUAAAUCUGUUCUCGACGAACGAAAUGGCUUCGACCUUGAUCAAUGA